This is a messenger RNA of Gracilinanus agilis (Agile Gracile Mouse Opossum), 1089 nucleotides long. RefSeq names its product shisa family member 7 (gene SHISA7). The transcript is spliced from 4 exons. Gene Ontology annotation, cellular component: AMPA glutamate receptor complex; postsynaptic membrane; postsynaptic density. Gene Ontology annotation, biological process: regulation of AMPA receptor activity; regulation of short-term neuronal synaptic plasticity. NCBI's taxonomy places the organism in Eukaryota, Metazoa, Chordata, Mammalia, Didelphimorphia, Didelphidae. The annotation marks the transcript as partial. The record is from RefSeq and is a predicted model, not a curated record.
UGCCAAGCCUUGCUGCGGCCAUGCCUCCUGCCCUGUUCCUGUGCCCCCUCUUCUUGGCCUCUGCCCUGGGCCCAGCUCUGGCCUUGGCCCACCUGCCCAACAGCACCAGCUUGGCAGCCACAGGCCCCCUCCCAGCCCUGUUGGCCCACCUGCGCCGGCUGACAGGGACCGUGGCUGGGAGCAGUGGGGGGAGCAGUGGGGGACCGGCCAACAGCACCUCAGGGAGCGGGGGUGGGGGUGGAGGGCAGGCGGCUCGGGCCCCCCUGCCCGCAGAGCUGUGCCAUGGCUACUACGAUGUCAUGGGCCAGUAUGAUGCCACCUUCAACUGUAGCACAGGCUCCUUCCGCUUCUGCUGUGGCACCUGCUAUUACCGCUUCUGCUGUGAGCACCGCCACAUGCGCCUGGCCCAGGCCUCCUGCUCCAACUACGACACCCCGGUCUGGGCCUACACGCCCCAGCCCUCUGGCGCCGGGGGGGCGGGGGCCGGCGGGGACGGUGCGGGGCCCGGGCCGGGUCAGACCGGCUGGCUAGAUGGGAACCGGGCAGGGGCUGGAGCCGGAGGUGCCGGAGGCAGGGGUGGUGAGGGGCCGGGGGGCAGCACGGCCUAUGUGGUGUGUGGCGUCAUCAGCUUCGCCUUGGCUGUGGGUGUAGGCGCCAAGGUGGCCUUCAGCAAAGCGUCCCGGGCCCCCCGGGCUCACCGGGAGAUCAACGUGCCCAGGGCCCUGGUGGACAUCCUGAGGCACCAGGCUGGGCCAACCACCCGCCCUGACCGGGCUAGGAGCAGUUCCUUGACUCCAGGCCUAGGGGGGCCUGACAGCAUCCCACCCCGCCCACCCAAAAACCUCUAUAAUCCUGUUAAGGCCUCCAACCACGACCCCCUGCAUCACAACUACAUCCACCUCAACGUGAACAGCCCCAAGCAUCACGCUGCCACGCUGGACUGGCGGGCCCAGCCUCCGCCCAGCCCAGCUCUGCACUACUCGACCCUCUCCUGCUCCCGGUCCUUCCACAACCUCUCCCACCUGCCCCCGUCCUACGAGGCCGCCGUCAAGUCCGAGCUCAGCAGAUACUCUUCCCUCAAGAGGCUGG